UGGUGAACCCAUUCCCUGCCCAGCUGCGACCCCCAUGACCCGCCCCAGAGGCAGUUCAUACUGCUGUUUAGCCCCCAGGGCGUGGGGAGACCCUGCCCGUGACCCCCGCGACCUCUGCCCCCAGAUGCGGUUCAUGCUGCUGUUCAGCCGGCAGGGGAAGCUGCGGCUGCAGAAGUGGUGCGUGGCGGCCGGCGAGCGCGAGCGGCGCAAGAUGGUGCGUGAGCUCAUGCAGGUGGUGCUGGCACGCAAGCCCAAGAUGUGCAGCUUCCUCGAGUGGCGCGACCUCAAGGUCGUCUACAAACGGUACGCCAGCCUGUACUUCUGUUGCGCCAUCGAGGGGCCGGACAAUGAGCUGCUGACGCUGGAGCUGAUCCACCGCUACGUGGAGCUGCUGGACAAAUACUUCGGCAGCGUGUGCGAGUUGGACAUUAUCUUCAACUUUGAGAAGGCCUAUUUCAUCCUGGAUGAGUUCCUCAUGGGGGGCGAGAUCCAGGACACCUCCAAGAAGAGUGUCCUCAAGGCCAUAGAGCAGGCUGACCUGCUGCAGGAGGAGGAUGAAUCUCCACGCAGCGUGCUGGAGGAGAUGGGGCUGGCGUAGCACCCUUGAGGGUCCAGGGGAGCCCAGUCGACCCUCCUGCCCCGGCUUCAACGAGGUCUCUGGGAACUCUGGUGGGGGGCAUUGGGAGAGGGACACAAUCUCUUGCCCCCCCCUCCACUUGCACAGGCGUGAAGACCCUGGGAACAGUGUGGGGGGGCCUCCCCCUGCAUGGACUGUGUACAUAGAGGUGUUGAGGGGGCACCCUAAUCUUCCCCCCCACACCCAGCACUGGGCAGGCUCUAAGCACACGUGUGCAGUGGCACGUGCGUGUAAACCCCCCUCUUCCCUGUAACCCCCCCUUUGGAAUAAAGUGUGUGUGCAGAGCCCUGCCAUGCUUGUGACUUUGGGGCGGGGUGGGGUGGGGAGGCAUCUGUGUCCCUCUGCCAGGGUCAGGCCCCAUAUUUGAGGUGGGGUUUGCAGGGAGGUGGACGUCCAACCCCCCUAGAGCUUCAUACUGAAGCCUCCACUUCUGCCUCAGUUUUCCCCUAGUCACCAGCCCCAAUUCCCUCUGCCUCAGUUUCCCAUGCCUCUGCUAGCUCCUCCCCCACCACCCAAAAAAAAGUCUGGAUCAGUGAAACCAGUAUAGCCAGAGCCAUGUUGGGAGGAAUAUGUGGGUGCGUGAGCCCCGGCAGGGGCCAGGCCAGGCUGUUGGGGAGCAGGUGGCACUGAUGGGCCCCUCUUGGGACAUGUUUUCAAGGGCUGGCUAAUCCCAUUUGCCCAGCUGUUUGAUCCCGAUCCUAUCCGCACACAGACCUACUCGAUCUGGUGUCCCUGGGUGGAUGUGUCCCAUUCACACACACACGGCUGAUGCGGCAUCCCCAGGUGGGCCCGUCUGGUUCACACCCACACGGCUGAUUUGGCGUCCCCUGGUGGGCCCUUCCUGUUCACACCCACAUGGCUAAUCUGGCAUCCCUAGUGGGCCCAUCCCAUUCACAUGUGGCUAAUCUGGUGUCCCUGGGUGGGUCUGACCCGUUCACACCCACACAGCUGAUCUGGCAUCCCCAGAUGGGCCUAUCCCAUGCAGCUGAUCUGGUGUCCCCAUCCCAUUCACACAUGUGGCUAAUGUGUCUCUGGGUGGGCCCAUUCUAUUUACACACGCACAACAUACACACGGACACAUGGCUGAUCUGGGGUCCCUGGGUCCACCUGUCCCAUUCACACACACGUGGCUGAUCCAGCAUCCCUUCGCUCUCUCUCUUUCUCACACACACACUCUCACACACACACACAGAGCUGGUCCAGCAUCCCCAGGUGGGCCCGUCCCAUUCACACACAUGGCCAAUCCAACAACCCCGGGUGGGCUUGUCCCAUUUACGCACAUGGCUGAUCUGGCAUCCUUGGGUGGGCCUGUCCUGCUCACACCCAUGAAGUGAAUCCAGUCCCGGGGCAGAGAGCAGAGUAACGCGUAAUAAAAU
Messenger RNA from Alligator sinensis (Chinese alligator), 2013 nucleotides. It is a transcript of the gene AP1S1, whose product is annotated as adaptor related protein complex 1 subunit sigma 1. Gene Ontology annotation, cellular component: membrane coat; AP-1 adaptor complex; intracellular membrane-bounded organelle. The transcript is spliced from 5 exons. Bases 35 to 598 code for a protein of 187 amino acids. NCBI's taxonomy places the organism in Eukaryota, Metazoa, Chordata, Crocodylia, Alligatoridae. Gene Ontology annotation, biological process: intracellular protein transport; vesicle-mediated transport. The record is from RefSeq and is a predicted model, not a curated record. Gene Ontology annotation, molecular function: clathrin-cargo adaptor activity.